CGAGAGGGGCGGGCAGAGAGGUGCUUCCUAACUAGACAUCAACUUUAGACCAGCACGGUUUUAAGGAGCCAAGUGCAGACGAUCUGAGCAGCCUUUGGAUUUGGGGUUAGGGGUCCAACAGGAGGCUCUCAACUUAGGUUCCUUCCCAGCUCAACCCAAAAUCCUGGGUAAAUUCUCCCAAAGCCCCACGCUUGAGAGAAGGAAUUAGGAUGUUGGCUGCUGGGAUGAGAGGACGGGCAAGCCCCAGAGUGAAGGUGAGGCUUGGAAGUAGCUUUACCCCCUCAUGCCUCCUUAGUGAAUCCUGUUUACCAUUACCUGCUUCUGGAAUUAUGGGUGUAUGUAACUUCUUCAGGCUUCCUUAUUAACAACUUGAGGAAAAUAAAGUGAAAUACUGCUGUUUCCCUUGCUCCUUGAAGUAGGUGCCCACUCCUACACUUACUCCUUCAAGCUGAAGUAUAAGAAUCAAGGAUUACCAUGUGUCUCUAAGAUGUAGAGAGGACUCUUCUUGCCUUUUAAGUAUUUUACCUCCCAAGCCUUCAGUUUUUUUUGGUGCACGAUGGGGAUGUUCUCUCAUUCCCAAUACAGUUCAGGGGAUUUGAGAUAUUCAGGAGACGAUGUGGGAGGGCAAAAAAAAAAAUCAAAGGGGGGUUGGGUUGAGAGGAACUAGAGGUGGACUCCUGCCUGACCCGCCACUGUGGUAGGAUGAAUGUGGGAGUAGCACACAGCGAAGUAAACCCCAACACCCGAGUGAUGAAUAGCCGGGGCAUCUGGCUGGCCUACAUCAUCUUGGUAGGACUGCUGCAUGUGGUGCUACUCAGCAUCCCCUUCUUCAGUAUUCCUGUUGUCUGGACCCUGACCAACGUCAUCCAUAACUUGGCCAUGUAUGUCUUCCUACAUACAGUGAAAGGGACACCCUUUGAGACCCCUGACCAAGGAAAGGCUCGGCUACUGACACACUGGGAACAGAUGGACUACGGGCUCCAAUUCACCUCUUCCCGAAAAUUCCUCAGCAUUUCUCCUAUUAUACUCUACCUCCUAGCCAGCUUCUACACCAAGUAUGACGCUGCUCACUUCAUCAUCAACACAGCCUCGUUGCUCAGCGUACUGCUGCCUAAAUUGCCCCAAUUCCAUGGGGUUCGUCUCUUUGGCAUCAAUAAAUACUGAGGGAUGGGACUGGGGACCACAUCGGAACAAAAGGCUGUAACAUCUUUCCCUUCUCCAUACUGUCUUUUCUUGGAAGCCUGAGAACUAUACAACUGUUCCAAAACUCCCAGGACGAGAACAGAUUGGAAAAUGGGGCUCCCUGGGAGUAGCCCUGCUAGGAGCAGGCUUCUUUGAAUCAGGAAAGGCACAUGAGGUAAGGGACAAAUCACUCCUCCACAGGAGGCCAUGUUUGGGCAGCUUGUAUGAUUUUUCCAUGUCUUCCAACCCCACUACCUUCCAGCUCUGUUUUGCUGUGUAUUUCCCUCAUAAUAAAGGUCAUAUUUUUUUCA
Molecule: messenger RNA, 1493 nt
Organism: Pipistrellus kuhlii (Kuhl's pipistrelle)
Lineage: Eukaryota; Metazoa; Chordata; Mammalia; Chiroptera; Vespertilionidae
Gene: ORMDL2
Product: ORMDL sphingolipid biosynthesis regulator 2
Exons: 4
Coding region: 703-1164 (153 amino acids)
Biological process (GO): ceramide metabolic process; intracellular sphingolipid homeostasis; negative regulation of ceramide biosynthetic process
Cellular component (GO): endoplasmic reticulum membrane
Source: RefSeq, a predicted model, not a curated record